CACUUGAUCGUUGUUUGGGUGCGGCGAGUGACGAAGCAGCGAACGCGUGGGGUAGUUCGAUGCCUGUAAUCUCGGCGAUCUCGCCCAAGUACAAUGAAGGCCUGUCGAUUGAAGCGCUGCACAAUGCAGGGCUCCUCACGGACACAUCCAUGAAGAUGUACACACCGCAAAACCUCACGCGGCUGAAUCGGUUCGAGUCGGUGUUCCAGUUCUUCACCGUGCCCGACUCAUCAAGAGCGGCUGAGAUGUUUCAUAAUUUCAUGGCGUUGUCGGCACUGGUAUCGUGCGGGUCCCUCUUCCUCCGAACGCUGUGUGGCCCGAACCUGGACGAUCUCUACCCCGACUACCCGGCGCUCCCAGACGAGCACACGUACAAGAUUAUCGACGGCGUCUUCACUGUGCUUUUUUCCCUCGACUUUGUCAUCCGACUCAUCAUUUGGCCAAGCCUGUGGCGAAAAUGCGAAGUGCUGCGGGAGCGGCGGCUUUUGCCGUUCGCCCGCGACAUCUUCAACUGGUUUGACCUCCUCGCGCUCGUGCCGUUUUACGUCGACACGAUCUUUGGUGACGGCACGUCGUUUGUCGUGAUGCGAUUGGCACGUCUCCUUCGCAUCUUCCGGCUGGCCAAGAACAACUCAGGGACGUACAUUUUAUUUCAAGCAAUUCGAGCCAGCCUUCCUGGCAUCACGAUCGCGCUCAUCUUUUUGCUCGAAAUCGUGCUGGUCUUUUCAUGCUUGAUGUACCUCUUUGACCCGUGCUACGACAAAGACUCGUGCAUGUUUCCAGACUUGCUCACAUCGGCUUACUACGUCGUCGUUACGGUGUCGACUGUCGGGUAUGGAGACGUCGUGCCAUCGGCGGGGAACGCCCUUGGACGCAUCACAGCGAUCGUGAUCAUGAUCAUGGGCACGCUCUUUUUGUCCAUGCCGCUUGCGAUUGUCGGGACAGAAUUCGACCGGGCGUGGCGAGACCACACGGAGAAGAUUGUCCAGCGGAGUUUGGAGUCGAUGCACGCGAUGGCCGCGGGGCGGGACGCGUCCAAGGCGCACGAUGUCGUCAUGGACGACAACCCGGAGAUUCUGACCAAGUACAUGGCCCCAAACACGGCGUACUUGCGGUUGGCGUCGCUCACAGGCGAAAUGGCGUUGAUUGCGUCGGCCCUUGCUACGGAUCUCAAGAACGAGCCAGACAAUGCCAAGGUGAAACAAGUCGCGCUAGACUUGCACGCGCACAUGCGGCUGUGCCAUGAAAAGUACAAGGAACUCGUGCGCGUGAUCGACGAGAUGGUACACAACGAAGACAACUCCAACAGCAUGAAGCGCACGAGCUUACGCGAGCGCCUUGUCGCGUCGUUCCAGAGCACCAUACGUCGGAGUUUCCACUCGCCGCCGUUGGAGCUGAAGCAACCGACUGUGGAUGAGACUGUGGCACCUCCGCCGACGCCCCCGUCAGGUGGAUUCCAGUAUCGCUGGGUCAUCAUGGUGUUUAGCAUCAUCAUACUGACGUUGCAAACGAUGCCCGAGCUUCAAUUCUAUGGCGAACAGACCGAACUGUGCAAGACGGUGGUCAAAGCAUAUUGCGCGCUGCCGUCCGUGGUCAAUGCGACGGACGACCCGGGGUGCUUUAGCGCAGCCGACCCGACACAACGUCUGGACUUUACGUGCGGCAAGAUCGACGGCAUGAAAACGAUGGCGUCCAACUGCUACGGCGUCCAAAACAAUUUUGGUGCGUUGUACAACUCGUCGCUGGGUUGUCUUUGGGCCGACGACAACUUUAACUUGACGGGCCUUGGGCUGGUCAAGCCAUUUCGAACCAAGUUCGAGCUCGAGGGAACGGAAUCCCGCGUGGAUGUGUGCCAGCGCCGCGAGUGCCAACGCAACCACUUUUACUACUUGGAUCCAUCCAACGCGUGGCCGUUGUUUGAGUACUUUUUCUUUGUGUGCUCCGUCGUUGAAUUCAUCCAGCACGUGUGUGUCACGGGCGUGCGCAAGACGAAUUGGAAGAACCCGUGGCAGUGGCUCGACGCGAUCGCGUUCAUUCCGUUCAUCGUGUUCGAGUUCAAACGGUACAUGAUGGGAAUCACGCCCGCGUACGAGAUGACACCGAGCUCCAACGACAUCUUGUCCACGUUGCGGUUCGCCCGCAUCUUUCGGUGGUUCCAAAUUCAAAAGGAAAUCCCAGCCACUGUCGUCGUCUCGGAAGCCAUUCUGAAGACGUACAAGCGCCUGGUGAUUCCGUACUUCAUGCUAGCCCUGGUAACGACGAUCUUUGCGUUUGUGAUUUACCAGCUCGAAAUGGGCACCGAGUGCUUUGUCGGCGAGCCGUGCGUCGUGAACGGGAAGCUCUUGACAAAGAUGCCAGAAGCGACCAAGCACAUGAAGUACCGCAAGCGGAUCCUGAUCGACUCCAAGGGGAACUUGACCCAGUUUGAGGACGUCUUUUCCGGCAUUUGGUUCAUCAUCGUGACGUACGUUGCACACUUCGGUGGACCUGCGCCAUGACAAACACCACAGGAUCACGUCGGUCGGGUACGGCGAUAUUGUCCCGAUUAACAUGUCGGGCAAGUUCAUCGCAGUAUUGGCAAUGAUCUUUGGCGCGUGCUACACAGCCAUGCCGUUGACGCUGGUCGGGAGUCAGUUCAAUCGAAGCUACAAUGACUAUAAGCGCCGCGAGGCGCUGUCGAAAACAAAGAAGGAUGUGAACACGCGAUUGUCCCUCGCGAUCGACGAGGAGCGGUCGUGGAGGAACUUUCGGGAAAAGCACCUGAUCGUCGAUAUCAAGUGUUCGUUUGAACGAGAGUUUCUGUCGCUACUGGAUGACAACGUGGCGGAGGAAAGCGUGACGUCGGCCGGCCGCGAGGAGAAACUAGCAAUUGUCGUCGCGAUCAAAGCCAACAUCGAACUCUUUAAGGUCUCGGUCCUUCGAACGUCGGCGAUCGUGAGCCGCAUCUACCACGAAGGCCUCCGGCUGGCAAAGCAGCAAACGUUGGCGUUGCAUAAGACGUCGUAAUGGAUAUUGUGUGAGUACUGCA
Aphanomyces invadans is the source of this 3028-nucleotide messenger RNA. RefSeq lists its product as hypothetical. Gene Ontology annotation, cellular component: membrane. Lineage: Eukaryota; Oomycota; Saprolegniomycetes; Saprolegniales; Verrucalvaceae. Gene Ontology annotation, biological process: potassium ion transmembrane transport. The transcript has 9 exons. Bases 60 to 2498 code for a protein of 812 amino acids. Gene Ontology annotation, molecular function: voltage-gated potassium channel activity. The record is from RefSeq and is a predicted model, not a curated record.